AUGUUUUCUUGGGAAUUGGAGGAAGAAGCUAGUUUGAUUGAAGUCCUAUCGUCAGCCGCUUCUCUGUCUCCACACAAAGCUGACUGUAUUUUCUGGGCUUGUGCUACUGUAAGCAGUGGUGAGUUUUCUGUUUCCUCAAUUUACUCUUUCAGUAAUUCCACACUUGGUUCUCAUCUUCUAAUUUGUAAUCAUAUCUGGAAUAGAGCUAUCCCUCCUAAGGUUUCAUUUUUCUGUUGGUUGGCUUGGAAGAACAAAAUUAAGUCUGCAGAAUUUAUGCACAGAAUUGGUAUUUUAGACCCAUCUGCUUCCAUCAGUUGCACCUUCUGUGGCUUUGAAUCUGAAUCAGCCACACAUGUCUUGCUUCACUGCCCCUUUUCAUGGCAGAUUUGGUCUUCAAUUAUUCAAGAAUGGGGGCUUUCUUGGUGCAUUCAAGAUUCAGUUGAUGGCCUUCUUCAAUGGUGGAUGAGAGUAAACUUCAAUCACUUUGAUAGAUUAAUUUGGAGAGCUAUCCUGCUCAUUGUUCUUUGGUCGUUGUGGAAGUGUAGGAACGAAUGUAUUUUCGAAGAGGCUCAACCAAAUAUUUCAGAUUUUAGUGAAACUAUCAAAGUCAGAGCUGCACUAUGGCUGAAAGCAAGCAUCAAGGACCUUCCCUUCUCAGUUGAUGAUUUAACCUUCAACUGGAGACAAAUCAGAGCUGGGAUUUCAAAUCUUUAA
This is a messenger RNA of Camellia sinensis, 714 nucleotides long. The record is from RefSeq and is a predicted model, not a curated record. Lineage: Eukaryota; Viridiplantae; Streptophyta; Magnoliopsida; Ericales; Theaceae.